Molecule: messenger RNA, 2349 nt
Organism: Cavenderia fasciculata
Lineage: Eukaryota; Evosea; Eumycetozoa; Acytosteliales; Cavenderiaceae
Product: DNA polymerase III
Exons: 3
Coding region: 1-2349 (782 amino acids)
Biological process (GO): DNA replication
Molecular function (GO): 3'-5' exonuclease activity; DNA-directed DNA polymerase activity; DNA binding
Source: RefSeq, a predicted model, not a curated record
AUGGCCGCCGACCGUGUGGGAAACGAGCCCAACCUCCUGUGGCACGAGAUUAGAACUUUGAAGAAAAGAUUGGUUGAUAGACUCUACAGUGUAAAUUCACAUCACUUCACAUCGCUCACCUUCACUUCAAUUUUAAAACAACAACAACAAGCUAGAGCUAAACCUAACAAGAGAGAGAGAGAGAGAGCAAGAAUGAGCAGUAAGAGACAACCCCAUAUGAUCAAUGUUGAUGAGGAAGAAGAUGAAGAUGAUCUAUUGAACUUUGCAUCUAGUCAGAUGUUUGUAGCGUCAACAACAACACCAACAACCAACAACCAUAACAAGAGCGUGCUAUCCUACAACAAUUCCCCAAUCUCCACUACUUCUCCCUUCCUCCCCAACAAACAGACUACUACACUAUCAUCAAUAGCAGCAAACUCCAACAAUAACAAUAUUAAUAAUAACAAUCAUACCCACAACACCAUAGCCACACAACAACCCAAUAAUCAGCAACAUCAGAUGAAUAUUAUUAAUAACCAAUUUGAUGAUAAAUUAAUUGAUCAUGAUUCUACAAAAAUAGGUGGUAGUGGUGGUAGCCAACCACAACCACAACCACAGCAACCUCCGGUCAUCACAGACAUGAUGCCCCCUCACAACACAGAUGCCCCCUCAUCCCCCUCAACAUCAUCUGAUCGAUACACAGAUCUUGACAAUGAUGUUAUCAUGCAUAAUAGCAACGACAACACCAAUAAUAAUAGUAAUAAUAGUAAUAAUAGUAGCCCGCCUAAUAGUCAAACCAAGAAAACUACAUUAUCAAAUAAUAAUAAUAAUAAUAAUAAUAAUAAUGAUGAUGCAGCUGAUAAAAGUACAACAACAACAUCAAAACGGAUGCUACCGUUAUGGAUGAACUUUAAUAGCAGGAAUAGUAGUCCACAUGGAGUAAUAAUAGAUGACACCAAUAUUAUUGGUGGAAUGAUGGAUACGGCUGGAAGAAAAACGAGUAGUUCCGGCGCGCCAUCAGUCGACGACGAAAAACAACUAUUAUUAGAUGCCGAGGCCAAACGAAGAAAAAAGGAACAAUCAGUUGCUGACAACGUCAGCAGCAGCAGUAGCAGCGGUACUACUACGACGGACAAUAAUAUGAAUAGUCCUCCACCUACACCAACAUGGUUAACAGAAAUGAGAGGAUUUACUGAAAUAGAAGAACCAGUUGCGAGUGGUAGAGUUAUAUGUUUUGACUUGGAAACAACUGGAUUCGGUAGUGAAGAUAGUAUUAUUGAAGUAGGUGCCGUUGAAUUAAUCGAUGGAUGUCGUACAGGCCUUACAUUCCAGAGUUAUGCCAAACCGAAAGCACCUAUUCAUCCGGAAGCUGCCAAGGUACACAACUUGAAUGCCUAUUUGCUCAGCUCGGCACCUCCUAUCGAGUUUGUGUUGGCUAGUUUUAUGGACUUUGUAGGCGACGCCCUUUUAGUCGCUCACAACUUGGCCUUUGACCAUCGUAUGCUAAUUCAAGAGAUGAUGCGCUCAAAAAUACCCAUCAAUCGCUCCAAGAAAUGUUUUUGCACCAUGAAGUACUAUAGAAAGGUGAUUAAAGACGUUAGCUACAACUUGGAUGCAAUUAGCAGUCAGCUUAAAAUAGACAAGCUAUUGUUAAGACGAACACACGGUGCAUUGGUAGAUUCUGAAAUCUUGGCAAUCGUCUAUUCCCAUCUAACAAGAAUCCCACCAAACUAUGCAAGUUUAAAAUUAAUUGAUAAAAUGAAUCAAGCUCCUUGGAAUCAACCACAACCUCAACCAUUAAACUUACCAUCUUCACAAUUAGAUUUAAAUAAUAUUUAUAAUCAUGAUCAAUUGGCCAAAAAUCAAAAUAAUAAUAAUAUUAAUAAUAAUCAACAACCAAUAUUAACUACAUCUUCUACAACAACUACGUCUACAAUACCUACAACUACUACAACUAAUAUAAAUAAUAAUAAUAGUAUAUUAGAAAGAUUAGAUCAUUAUGUUUUAACAACAAAAGAUUUGGAUAAAUGUUUACAAUUCUACUGUGAUAUAAUUGGAUUGGAAAAGGAGAUAUUUGGUCAACAAUCUGAUCGUAUAGCACUUAGAAUCAAUGAUUUACAGAAAAUCAAUAUUCAUGUGGCAGGCAGAGAAUUCAAACCACAUGCAAGUCAUCCAACACCAGGAUCGUUGGAUCUAUGCUUUAUAUCUCGUAUACCAAUCAUCAAGGUCAUCCAAACCAUGUUUAAACACAAUAUACCAAUUGAAGAGGGCCCCAUCCCAAGAACAGGUGCUUGUGGUCCCAUUCUUUCCAUCUAUAUUAGAGACCCAGACGAUAAUUUAAUUGAAAUCUCUGAAAAGAUUAAACAAUAA